Molecule: messenger RNA, 1198 nt
Organism: Myotis brandtii (Brandt's bat)
Lineage: Eukaryota; Metazoa; Chordata; Mammalia; Chiroptera; Vespertilionidae
Gene: DBNDD2
Product: dysbindin (dystrobrevin binding protein 1) domain containing 2
Exons: 4
Coding region: 268-747 (159 amino acids)
Biological process (GO): negative regulation of protein kinase activity
Cellular component (GO): cytoplasm
Source: RefSeq, a predicted model, not a curated record
AUUGUGUUCUAAGAAACCCGAGGGUUCUGAGGAAUUCCCCCUGUAUCCCCUAAUGGCCGGGUAAAGGCAGGAGACCUUCCCUCACAACAACACAAUUGGGGCUUGGGGACAGAUUUUGAAGAGAGGUUCUGCUGCUUUAAAAGUCUUGGAAAACAAUGGGACUAGAUGACCCUGACCCUCCGGCUCAGUGUUUCCUGAUUACCUGCAUCUAGGAAGCCAACUUAGAGAGAGGAGCCCAGAGAGGUGGAGUUAUCCAGAGGAGCUGACAUGGACCCAAAUCCUCGGGCGUCCCUGGAGCGCCAGCAGCUCCGCUUGCGGGAGCGGCAGAAAUUCUUUGAGGACAUUUUACAGCCAGAGACAGAGUUUGUCUUCCCCCUGUCCCACUUCCAUCUCGAGGCACAGAGACCCCCCAUAGGUAGUAUCUCAUCCAUGGAAGUGAAUGUGGACACACUGGAGCAAGUGGAACUUAUUGACCUUGGGGACCAGGACGGAGCAGACGUGUUCUUGCCUUGUGAAGAUCCUCCAUCAACGCCCCAGACAUCUGGGGUGGACGACCAUCCAGAGGAGCUGCGCCUGCCGAUGCACAUGCCAGACAGGACCACAUCCCGUACUUCCUCCUCGUCUUCUGACUCCUCCACCAACCUGCACAGCCCAAAUCCCAGUGUCGGCGGAGCAGACACUCCCUUGGCACAGUCUGACGAGGAGGAUGGGGAUGAGGGAGGGGCAGAGCCUGGAGCCUCCAGCUAGCAGUGGGCCCCGACCUAUGGACUGACUGAGCUGGCUAUUCUCCACCUGAGACCCUAGGCCCAGCCAGAGCUCUUCCGGGAAAACCAGACUCUACUUGUAGUAGGCACCAGAGGGAGGAAAGGAAGGUGGGAUGGUGUCUCUCCUUGGGCGUUUGUUUUACUGCUAACCUUUUCCUGCUGCAACGUUCCCACUAGUGCUUGGCUUACUCCUGAGGUAGAGCUUGCAAGCAACGAGAUGGAAAUGAGGUGGGACAAGAUGCCACUGCUUUUCUUAGCACUCCUCCCCCAAACUACCCUGGCAGUCUUCUAACAGAGUCUCCUACACCACUGUCUCUAAAUGGACAUGAACUCUUCAGCACUCAAGUGAGGUGGUACUCCAGCCAUCCUGCUUCCUUAUGUCCUUUUUUUGAAUAGGGCAUGGUAUAAAUAAUAAACAAAUGAUAACAUACCAA